Messenger RNA from Liolophura sinensis, 2092 nucleotides. RefSeq names its product leucine-rich melanocyte differentiation-associated protein-like. Gene Ontology annotation, molecular function: protein binding. The transcript has 5 exons. Lineage: Eukaryota; Metazoa; Mollusca; Polyplacophora; Chitonida; Chitonidae. The coding region runs from base 231 to 794 and encodes 187 amino acids. The record is from RefSeq and is a predicted model, not a curated record.
UGUGAACAAGGAAGUAUCGAGUCUUGUCUGGGGUUAAAAUGUGACAGUCUAGGUGAAAAAUAUCUCAACACGACUGAGGAACUCUGAUUCACAUUUUUCUUUGUGAGGCGAGCGUGGUUUGACGUCAUAUUUGUCCGAUUCUCACACUGAGACCUCUUUUUAUGGACUGGACAAUCUCUAGUUACUCAACAUUGUAAAAGCAAGAUUGGCGAGGCCAACACCAAAGGAAAAUGUCUAAACAGCGGGUGUCCUUGGCUUACCAAGGCUUUAAAGAAAUGCCUUUUGAAUUCGCCGAAUUCCACGGGAGGACAGUUGAAGAGCUUGACCUGAGCUACAACAGUUUAUCUGAUCUGAGAUUUCUGAUAGGAUUUGACAGACUGAACACCUUAAUCCUGGACCACAAUAUCAUUGAUUCUCAUGUGAAGAUGCCGCUCUCUCUGCCAUCUCUCCAUACUCUGUGGGUGAAUCAUAACAAUAUCAAAAACCUAGCUGUGUUUAUCUCAACUCUGACAAAUAGCUGCCCAAAUCUGAGGAUGUUGUCAAUGAUGAACAAUGAGGCUGCCCCUAGUUACUUCAAUGGUGGAACGCUCCAGCAAUACAUUGAUUACCGACAAUAUGUGAUUGCCCACAUCCCAAACCUAGAAGCUCUAGAUGAUAAAAAGUUAGAACCUGGAGAAAGAGAGGAGGCAGAGCGCAUUUACGGGAGGCAUAUUCCUUUUGAAGUGAAAGAGAAAAUUAAAAACAAGAGGAGGAUAAAGCGAAGCAAAAGUUCUGCUAAUUCCUCAACCACAUGAUAUUGUGGUGGACCUCAGUGGACACCAUCGGCAUGAUAUUGUGGUGGACCUCAGUGGACCUCAAUAGACAUGAGCGACAUGAUAUUGUGGUGGACCUCAGUGGACACCAUCGGCAUGAUAUUGUGGUGGACCUCAGUGGACCUCAAUAGACAUGAGCGACAUGAUAUUGUGGUGGACCUCAGUGGACAUCAUCGACAUGAUAUUGUGGUGGACCUCAGUGGACAUCAUCAACAUGAUAUUGUGGUGGACCUCAGUGGACAUCAUCGACAUGAUAUUGUGGUGGACCUCAGUGGACAUCAUCCACAUGUUAUUGUGGUGGACCUCAGUGGACCUCAAUAGACAUGAGCGACAUGAUAUUGUGGUGGACCUCAGUAGACAUCAUCCUAUGUCAUAGAUAUCUAUUUGCUUUCUUGUUUUCACCUGUAUAAUUCUUAGUACAUCUAUUACAGAUGAGUGUCUUGCCAUCAAAUUUUAACACAGCUCUAUUCACAGCAAGUAAUUACCAGGUACUCAACAUUGUUAAAGUGUUUCUCACCGCACUAUUCACAGCAUGUAAUUACCAUGUACUCAGCGUUGUUAAAGUGUUUCUCACCGCACUAUUCACAACAUGUAAUUACCAUGUACUCAACGUUGUCAAAGUGUUUCUCAUCACACUAUUCACAGCAUGUAAUUACCAUGUACUCAACGUUGUUAAAGUGUUUAUCACAGCACUAUUCACAGCAUGUAAUUACCAUGUACUCAAUGUUGUUAAAGUGUUCUUCUUAACAUAAAUGUAUGGUUAGAAAACAAGCAAAGUUUGCAUGCUGAUUUUGUAUUUAGAAAUUUGUGCAAUUUUGAAAAGAAGUACUGUUAGUAAUAAACAGCAGUAAACUCUCUCCAGUGUAUGCAAUGAAAGGAUGUGAUAAUAUAUUUUUUAUAUUCAAAAUGUUUAGAAGUUUUGAAUGUUGACCGAUUUAUAGGACUCCUUCAUUAUUUAUUCAUAAUUAUGAAAAUGCUAAUUUAAUCAAUUAUACAUGUAGCUAGUGUUAAUAUGGUUUUUAAUGGUAAUUUAUAAUUUGCCUAUAGCUACAGGCAAUAUAACGAUUAUUCAGAACGAUUCCUUUAUAUAUUUGUUAAACAUUUUUGUUUAGUUUUGGAAUUUUGAACAGACAAAUAUAUGUACCAGUACAUUGAUCCUGUUUGAUUGCUGAAUCUGUGUUGAUUCUGAGGUUUAUAUGUACCUGAAGGCCACAAAGUACCGGUACUUUGACACUGUUUGAUUGCUGAAUUUGUGAUGAUUCUGAGGUUUAUGUGUAUGU